GGAAGGGGAUCGCUGAUUUCGGGGUCUCUCUCGGGUCUCCCUAAAUACUGAAGCAUUGGCCUGAAACAUUUGAUCGGCUAGUCGUAGGAAGCGACGACUAGCUGCACUAGUAUAUGCCAGCUGCGGGCUGGGUUUAUGGCAGAAUUUCUUCAAACCUGAAUCUUGUGCAACGCAUCGCGUCCAUUUCAAUUUGAAAUUUUGUAGGAGACGUUUGUGGCAUUUCAUCGAUUGGCGUGGUCUGGCGUCGCGCUUCGAGUAGUGAGGAUUGGUUGAGUGGUGACUUUUUUGUGGGAACUGGGAUUUCAGUGGAAGUGCAAUUAGCAAUACCUGAGUUUUCCUGAGACUUUGGUACUGUGAGUUGUGAGGCGUGUGGGCCGAAGCAUGAUGGAGCAAGUUGACUGUGAUGGGGUUGAUGAACCCCGGCCGAAAAGGCCAAAGAAAAGGAAUCGUGGGCUCGUCAGAGUUCAGUGUGGCUAUGCAGACUGCACCUAUUAUAACAGCAAGCAAAACCUGCCCAGACACACAAGAGUAAAACACCCAGGAUUGCCUCCAAAGAUAAGGCCAAGUGGUCCGUUUGGUCCAGAUGGCCGCUUCAGUGCCUGGUUCUCCCAGUCUCAAGAGUACAGCGACUCGGAAUCUGGCGCUGGCGCUGCCCAGCCCGGCGUCAGCGGAACCCAGCCCGGAGUCGGCGAAACCCAGCCCGACGUCAGCGGAGCCCAGCCCGGCCUCAGCGGAGCCCAGCCCGGCGUCAGCGAAGCCCAGCCCGGCCUCAGCGGAGCCCAGCCCGGCGUCAGCGAAGCCCAGCCCGGCGUCAGCGAGGCCCAGCCCGGCGUCAGCGAAGCCCAGCCCGGCGUCAGCGAAGCCCAGCCCGGCGUCAGCGAGGCCCAGCCCGGCGUCAGCGAGGCCCAGCCCGGCGUCAGCGAGGCCCAGCCCGGCGUCAGCGAAGCCCAGCCCGGCGUCAGCGGAGCCCAGCCCGGCGUCAGCGGAGUCCAGCCCGGCGUCAGUGGAGCCCAGCCCGGCGUCAGUGGAGCCCAGCCCGGAGUCGACGGAACCCAACCUCUCACCGACAGAGCCCAGCCCGGCGUCAGCGGAGCGCUGGAAGCGAGGCUGGACGCUCUGGAAGCAAACCUUAUGCGAAUCCUGGACAUUCUCGAAAACCGCCUCAACCAGGGUAGUGGAAACGGAAGAAGCGGCAUCGCCAUGCCGACAGGUUGCGAGGGGCGUAUUGCUAACCUCGAGAAAACCCAGUUGAAAAUAUUGCAGAUCUUGCAAAAACCCCGUCCUGAAGAGGAAAGUCAGCAGCGAGGUCAUGGCUCGUCGAUGGACCAGCUCCUGUCAGCGGCGCGGGACUUUAACGCUCUGCGAGAGCUGUCAUGUGAUCAGCUGGAGUGCGCUCCAGAGCACAACGUCGUGUUUUGCAGGACAUGCCUACCACAGUUCGAUCCUGAACGGGACCUGAAAAACACUGCAGCAAAAACUCACGGGCUUUAUCAGUAUGAUUUCACCCUAGGAGUCAGCUUUCCGAAACCCACCUCCUUGCCACGACCGUUCGUCCUGCUGAAGGCUGCCAUCAAGGCUCACCUGAUGGGAGGAGGACAUCAGAAAAAGAAGGAAGAGCUGAAAAAACAAAGUGAGCUAAAAGCGGCGCGUGCUAGAACGGCUGGAAGCGUUGGCCUCCGAGCAGGGCGCACAGCUUACCACAUCAUCAGGCACUCUCUUCCGAGGGAUCAGUUCGAGAAGCUGAUCGUCCUCCAGCAUGAGAAUGGACUAAACAUGGGCGACAAAUGUCACUCCGGAAUGCAGAUGCCGCGUUUCCGAGACGCUUUCUGUGACGUGGUGCUGAGUACGGUGGCCCGUCAUGUCCAAACAGCACCAUGUGUUGCGAUGAUCGCCGACAAAGUGACUGUCAACCACCGGACGUUGGACAUCAUCGGGAUCAUCACGAUCAUUCCAGAGGCACCAGCGGACGCUCUAUUCCAGAGCUUCGUUGUCGGGGCUCCUGUCGUAACCGACCAUGACGGGAGCUCGCUGGCAAAGGAGUGGUUGGACACCAUGACGAAAGUCGGUGUGACGGAGGUGAAGAAGCUGUCUGCCAUAUGCACCGACGGACAGUACCACCACAACAGCGUCCCAUCUAAAUUCCUUAAAACCCUGGCAAACUCUCACCCAGACUAUGCAGCCCGCUCCGAGCCGCCGUGUGUACCGUGUCUUUGGGACGGUGCACACCUCCUGGAUCUGGCCGACUCGAGCGCAAGGGCCGAACCGAGCUGCGCUUGGGUUAACGAAACCAUCGAAACGGUGACCCGCAUCAUCAAGCGCUUCUCGUCCAGCAGCAAGAACCGGGAGAUGCUGCAGGGCAUCUGCGAAGAACGCGGGCUGCCGCUCCGAGGACUCCAGCUCUGGUCGGAGACUAGGUUCUCGCCCUAUGCUGCCGUCGUCCUCCAGGCAUUCGUCAUUAAUAUGCCUGCGCUGGCUGCUGGUCUGGAUCGGCUGGCAGACUCUCCCCGCGAGAAGGCCCCUGUGGUUGACCAGAUGGUGAAGGAUCUCCGACUGCUAGAAGGCACCGAUACCACGUUCAGGAGACGUGUAAUGGCUCUACUAGACCUCUACAACGUCCUAGGACAGCUCAGCAAAGACCUGCAGAACCUACAGAAGCUGCCCUGGGAGCGCCAGCAGCUUCACGCGGACACAGUCAAGAAGCUGGAGCAGAUGGCAGGCACCCUGGCUGCCUCAGCAUCGACUCGCCGAGGCUCAACUGUGCUGAGUAGCUCUGAUAUCGCGGACAUGCUACGCGAGGAAGAUCCGACGGAGCUGAAGACGUGCUGGCCGAAUCUGCUGAAGCAUGCUGACAAGAUCUCUCCUGAUCAGAGUAAGGAGAUCAAAAGCUUUGCAACAGCGCUGGCUGAUCACUGCAGGCGCCGAGAGAAGGGUACCGACGCCAGAGGGGCCACUAAGGGCUGUCACAACGCCCAGCUGAUGGACGCGAUGAAUGACAUCCGCACCGCGUCUGAUCUGCACUCUAUCAAGCAAUCGAGAACCUCCAGUGUCGCCGUCGAGGUACAGCAGGCGCUGCAUCGCCUGAAGAGGCGUCGGAUGAUCCCAGAUGUCGUCACUGGUGAGUGCUUGAAAGUGGCUUACCAAGCCCUGCAGAACUCUGCCCCCAACCUGUCGAACCAGGAACUCCUGAAGUUCCUGUGGGAGAGAGCGAAGCUACAGGCCGCCCUGACGCCGUACGUGGACACAGUCAUCCGACUGUGGCUACUGUGCCCAGCCGAGAGCGUUGUCGAAAGCAUGGGCAGCACUGUUAAGGCCGUGUUCGGCGUACAUCGACAGCUCCGUCACGACAACGCUGAGAAGGAGCUGAUAGUGCGCUGGAACGGCCCUGACCCGGCACAUUCCGACUACGUCGUUCAGGCCGCGCUCAAAAGGGGAGGGUUCGACUUCGUGCGCUCCACGGUGUCAAUCGUGUCGAUGCUACAGAGCACAGUCAUCGCUCGCCACAAGGCUGCCAAAUGUGCACGUACGUACAUUUUCCAUGAUUAAAAGGAAUAUGCAACACUGGACAUGUUAUGAGUCGUUCCCAGACAUUUUCAAAAGUGAAUUUUUUGUCUCAAAUAGUCUCAGUUGCGAAGUCGCAGUUGAGUUAGGUACAACACAAAAUCCAUGGUACUCAAGUAGUUUCAUUUUAAAUGUACGAAUGUAGCGGCCCCAUCAGUCAAAGUGUACGCACAUAGUAAAAACCGUUCCGGCGUGAGCUUCGUAUUAGUUCCCUUCGCCGGCCGCCGCCUUACCUGGCCGGCGCCGCAGCCCACCUGAGGUCACUGGCCUUUCGUACCGCGGGUGUUUGCAUUUGAAUUACUAUAUGUCGAGGAAUGUUGCCCACGUUUCACAUGUGCACUGUGCCGGUAGCCUCCGUGCUGUAAUGUUGGGAGUGUGGUAGGAUUAUGCACAACAUGUAGUGAACAUAUAGUGAUGUAAAUGAGGAAUACAAUGUUAGGAGUGAACGUGCUGGCUGAACCUAGUCGACACAUUAACAAUGCAUGUGGCACGUCAGGCAUGGUGGGAUUUUGGAAUGAUUUCUUGCAGGUACUCGUCAGGGAUUGGGUCGAUAGCAAUGCGUUAGAUGUCUAUUUUAGGUUGUCAACAAAAUAUUACUUUCUCUGUAGGCAAGUGUGGGUUGGUCUUGCUCGUGAGCAUGUGCACAGCGGUAAUAUCUCGAGAAUGCCAGAUGCGAAUUUGUCCAUAUUUGACAGUGGCUUUCAGACGCCACAGAUAUCUCAAGGUAGACGUGGACUUUAUCCAAGCGUGUGCUAGUUGGCAUUUCUAUUUCUAAUUAUGUUUUAAGUUACCGGCUCCGCGUCACCUUCGCCGGGUCGGGGAGGUGGUGUUUUGGGACCCUUUUCUUUUCGACCCAGAGGCGUUGAAAAGAAAUACAGAAUGCUUGAAGGCUCGUCAAAAAUCAGUGCUACGUUGUUAGCUUCAAUCAGCAAUGUACUAAUGUGCUCACGUAAUGUCACGUAACGUAAGUGUUUUCCUAUGUAUGCACAUUUUUCCAGAACCUCUCCUCAGUCAUGCAAUGAAAAUAAAUCUGA
Amphibalanus amphitrite is the source of this 4592-nucleotide messenger RNA. RefSeq lists its product as uncharacterized. NCBI's taxonomy places the organism in Eukaryota, Metazoa, Arthropoda, Thecostraca, Balanomorpha, Balanidae. The transcript is spliced from 4 exons. The record is from RefSeq and is a predicted model, not a curated record. The coding region runs from base 382 to 3543 and encodes 1053 amino acids.